AUGAUGGACGACUCUAUACAGUCGGCGACAUGUUUGGUGGCUGUGUCAGAAGCUAAGUCGUCUAAAGGUAUACCCGAAGCGCGGGCAGUCUUAAGGUGUAGCAGGCCAUUCUUUUCGUACAAGCGCAGGAACUUGGGCACAGGUAUAGAUGUUUUUAAUGCGAUGAGCUUAAGCGUGGCGGCUUCGUUUUAG
This is a messenger RNA of Ascochyta rabiei, 192 nucleotides long. RefSeq lists its product as uncharacterized. The coding region runs from base 1 to 192 and encodes 63 amino acids. The record is from RefSeq and is a predicted model, not a curated record. The transcript has a single exon. Lineage: Eukaryota; Fungi; Ascomycota; Dothideomycetes; Pleosporales; Didymellaceae.